Molecule: messenger RNA, 2165 nt
Organism: Quercus lobata
Lineage: Eukaryota; Viridiplantae; Streptophyta; Magnoliopsida; Fagales; Fagaceae
Exons: 6
Coding region: 52-513 (153 amino acids)
Source: RefSeq, a predicted model, not a curated record
AAAGAAUGGCAAGAAAAGGUUUUUGUUGGUGUUUUAAAGGCAGUAGAAAUCAUGGGCUGGAAAGCUUUUACUGCCAAAGAUAUCAGCUGCAGGAAAAGAGUAAAGCUUACAAAUCUUGAUGUUAAUAUUCCCUUAAGUUGCAGAAGAAAUGCCUCUUCCACAGCUUUAGAAGGAAGACAGAGUCCGAGAUCUGAUGAUCCCAAAACUUCCGAAUUUGCAUUUUUUAAGAAAUUGAAGGAAAAUGCAGGCCACAAAUACCAAUCCCAUACAUUGCAUAAAGAAGAAAACCAGUCAAAGAAGUUCAAAAUUAGUGACUGUUCUGGAGGAAACCCAAACAGUGUCAAAUUUAGCUGUAAGGACUUCAGUUCCUCAUUUCUUGCUGAAAACGUCACACCUAGUAACUUUAGCUCACACCUGUCACCUCUUGGUGGGGCAUCAAAGAAAUCAGAGGGAAAUUCACCAGAAGCUUCUUCAACCUCAGCAGCUAGAGAUGCUGGUGGAAUGCUUUGCUGAAAAGUCUUAAAUGCUUGCAAGUCUUUAUUUGUAUGGAGGCCAGCACGGGCAUGGAGAAAUCUUUUCUAAAAAGAGACGUAAAUUACGCAAAUGGGUUGUGGAGACAUCAUAUCCUCAUAUUGAAGAACUCUGUUCAAAGGGGUUAGACACAUGACCAUUUAAUAAGUUUUCUCAUUUUAUUUUUAGCCUCAUUUCAUGGACUUGUAGAAAUUUUCUCAGGUAUGAUUUUGUUUCUUUGCUUCUCAGUCGCCUGUUCCCUGAGAGCAACAAAAACAGCGUAUGUUCCUUUUGCUUUCCAUAUGGAUGUCACUUAUUCUGUUGGUGAUUCAGCUAAAUAAUUAUUUCUCUGGCAGGGUUUUAAAAAAUCAAAAUCAAGGGAAGUUGAUAUUGAUACCAAAUCUCAAUUUCUCACUUCUUUGGAAUUGCAAAAAAUUAAGUCAUAUGCCUGCAAGGAACUAUGUGGAACUUGACCAUGUUUCACACUUGGAUGAUGGUCCUUCAUCUUGUUGGUUGAAUAGAUCACCAGAGGGGGUUCUCUCAAAUUUUUACACUCCCCCAAUCGAUGCCAGUAUAGCAUGUCUCGAGUAUGAAAUGAGAGAAACCGAUUAUGAAGUAGGAGGAAGAAGUCCAGUUCUAUGCAUUCAGUGUGAUUCCACUUAUGGCUUUCAAUCUAAAAGAUAUGGAUCUCUUGCAUAUAAUCAUCUCAAAGAACUGGAUGACUUGCAUUAUCCAAAAAAAUGUUUGAUUAAAAGUGGGUCAAAUCCUCUUCUUCUGGGUUGGGACUUUGGCAGGAAUACAGGGGAAAGAAACUCGUCUAAUACUUGUCAAAAUACAGAGCUGAAUCUGUAUUCACCUUCAUCAAGUUCCUUGGGUGAUUAUCAUCAGCACAUUCUGGAUGAAAGGAUAGGUGCAAUAGAGUUAAGUGAAUCAUCCUUCCUGUCAACAAAUUCUCCAAAUGUUAUUUCAUUCCCAUGGUCCUAUUCAGCCAACUAUAAUGAACUUGAUUUUGGAAAACAAGUUGAAGACAAGGAAGAUAUAAAUGCUGACUUUAACCAUUUUCCUCUAGCUCUAACACUUGCACCAGACUAUCUUACUCUGGCUGAAGAUCACAAGAAUGACACUAAAUGCAAAGAUAGCAGCAUCUUCUAUUCUCCUCAUAAUCUUGAUAUAAUGAGCAAGGUUUUUGGUGAGAGAUAUCAUCAUCCUGGUUUUGAAGGUGUCCUCCUCUCCUCUGGACUUGAUUUUGAUUUAGAAUGGGAUUGCCCAUCUUUAAGUGGUUCCUCAAGGAAGCAUCAUCCACCUGUCAAUUGUGCUUUUCAGUCUCCCAGAAAUGAAGGAACAUAUUCAUGCUUUUUACUCAAAGACAAGAGUGAAAGUUUCCUAGAUGGUUCAAGUCAUAGAGGAACCCUGAGUCAUGUCAGUGAUAUUGUUAACAUCCAAGACUUGUCAUCAUUUUUUUCCAAAUGCCGCUAGAAAAAGACAGGCCAUGCCCUUUGCUGCUCGAUAAAUCAAGCUGGGAUGGAACUUGAGGACAAAUUUAUUAUGAUGAUAGUAAAGAUGCUUCCAAGCAUUUUGGACAUGCUCUUCAUGCUUUCAUUAUGCUUAGUUGUAGCUGCACAUUAUUGUUAAUGUAGCUACUUUGUUUACUGGAA